Molecule: messenger RNA, 1917 nt
Organism: Acanthochromis polyacanthus (spiny chromis)
Lineage: Eukaryota; Metazoa; Chordata; Actinopteri; Pomacentridae
Gene: tspo
Product: translocator protein
Exons: 4
Coding region: 391-876 (161 amino acids)
Cellular component (GO): mitochondrial outer membrane
Source: RefSeq, a predicted model, not a curated record
AACCUCUGGAGUGUUUUGUAAGCGACCAGGAAAUAAUUAUUAAACAACUUGGCGAGCAGGAAGCGAACAUAUCGUUAGCUUCUGUAAUGUCUCGACCUUUGCACUGCCGCAUCGUUGCACAACACGUUAUUUAUUGAGCUACCGGCGGAGCAGCCGUUGGUCGCCGCCAAUCGUUCGCUGAACACGGCGGGACGUCACGUCGCUGGUGUCGGCUCCAGAGGCGGUGCUGGCUGGGAGUGUCCGAGGAGUGACCGCUCCGAUAAGACCGCCCUGCCCACUAAAUAACUAUAUCACAAUACAGCAGCAUGCCAUAGCAGUUAGCUGUCUGUGUGUAGCUUUAGCCCCGCAGCACUACGUCCGUACAGAGGAGCUGACAGCCGAGAACUGAUCAUGUGGCUGCCUUUGGUUGGGAUGACGGCCCUGCCACACCUGGGUGGCUUCUAUGGUGGCUACAUCACACGCGCACAGGUGAAGACCUGGUACCCAACCCUGCAGAAACCAUCAUGGCGUCCACCGAAUGGAGCGUUCCCUAUAGUGUGGACGUGUCUGUACACAGGAAUGGGGUAUGGCUCCUACCUGAUAUGGAAAGAGCUGGGAGGUUUCACUGAGGAUGCUGUGGUUCCACUGGGGCUUUAUGGGCUGCAGCUCGCUCUGAACUGGGCCUGGACUCCUCUUUUCUUUGGUGCACACAAGCUGAAAUGGGCGCUGAUUGAGAUUGUGCUUCUCACUGGGACUGUGGGAGCCACCAUGGUGUCCUGGUAUCCCAUCAGCCGCACGGCCACGUGGCUGCUGGCACCUUAUCUGUCCUGGCUGUGCCUCGCCUGCAGUCUGAACUACUGCAUAUGGAGAGACAACCCUGAGAAGAAAGAAGAGUAGGGGACAACUCUGUGAAGAAACUGCUUUAACCCUCCUGUUGUCCUCAUUUCCAGGCACUAAAAAUAUUGUUUCUUUGUCUGAAAAAAUAAAAAAAAAUUCUGCAAAAAAUUUCCCCAAAUUUCUGAAAAUUUGCAAAACAUUCAAGAAGAAAAUUCCUUAAAAGUUUUAUUUUUAAAAAAAUCCCUCAAAUUUGGCAAGAAAAUUCCUGUGAAUAUUUUCAAAAAAUUAGUACAAAUAUUCCAAAAAUAAAAUCCUAAAAAUAUCUAAAGUGAUUCCAUAUAUAUCAGUAAAACUUCUAGUAUUUUCUUUAAGAACAUUCACAUAAAAAUCAAGCAAAAUCCAGCAAAUUUUUUACAUUUCUUUUUUUCCACCAAAAAAUAUUCAAAGAGUUCCCCAAAAUGUUGAAAAUGUGGACAUCAGAAGUUUGACUGUGAAAAUAGAUUCCCCCCCCACACACACACACACACACAUUUUCAAACUUUAAUACAGGUCCAUUUUCACUCGCAGGAUGACACGAGGGUUAAAUUCUGAAUCAUCGCGUGAAAUUUUUUGAAGAUCUUCCCGCAGAGUUACACUUUUCAUCUUCAUUAUACAGUUUAUUUUACAGCGUCAAGUUCUCAUAGAGCUGUCAUGCAGUGUUGGUCGGCUGGCGUGCAGAAAGUAUCUGAAACAUCCUGAGAUCAUUUGGACCUGGAGUUUAUUCUGCAGUUUCCCUUCCUCAGCCAUUAACCUGUUGAACUGUAGGCAGCGUGCUACUGAUAAAUAUUAACAAACAUUAAAUGGAUUUUUGCUAAAGAAAAACGUUUUCCCAUUUAUAGCUCUUCAUAUUCAUUUGCUAGUAACAAAAAUGCACUAUGGAUCAAGCAGCCUGAUUACAUUUUUUUGUGUGUUUAUGUCCUUUUUUCAACAGAAGUGUAAAACUGAAUUUAUUUGCUUUUUUAUGAAGAAUAUCCCAAGUGUGAAUUUUGUGGUGAUUCAUUAACACUUAUCAGCAGUUUGACUCACUAUAAUAAAUAAAUGGAUACAUUUUGUAAACUUCUA